This is a messenger RNA of Diospyros lotus (date-plum), 1989 nucleotides long. Its product is annotated as probable terpene synthase 12. Bases 44 to 1759 code for a protein of 571 amino acids. The transcript has 7 exons. Gene Ontology annotation, biological process: diterpenoid biosynthetic process. NCBI's taxonomy places the organism in Eukaryota, Viridiplantae, Streptophyta, Magnoliopsida, Ericales, Ebenaceae. Gene Ontology annotation, molecular function: terpene synthase activity; magnesium ion binding. The record is from RefSeq and is a predicted model, not a curated record.
AUUGAGCAUCUGCAUGUAUAUAUAGAUAUAUAGUUUUUAGGAGAUGGCACUCCCGCAAAAGGCUCUAACCAUGCUAGAUAAUUUGCAGCAUGCUCAUAAACGGCCAGCGGCGAACUACCAGCAGCCGGUUUGGACGCCAGAUUUUGUCCAGUCCAUGAAGAGUUACAACACGGAUAAGAUUCACAAGCAAAGAGCAAAGAGGCUGAAGGAGGAGGUGAAGGAUAUGAUCUGUGAUGACAAUGCAGAUCCCUUGGCAAGGCUUGAACUGAUAGAUGACAUAAAAAGAUUGGGUUUAGGUCAUCACUUCAAGGAGGAUAUAGACAGAGAACUUGAUAGAAUUCUGCCAAAACAAGCUGCGAUUAAUGGGGGACAAAAGAGCAGUCUUCAUGCCAUUGCUCUGCACUUCAGACUGUGUAGAGAAUAUGGCUAUGAGGUUUCCCAAGAUGUGUUUCAAAGAUUCAAAUAUACCGAUGACAGCUUCAGCAAGUCCCUCCAAGACGAUGUCAAGGGAUUGCUAAGUUUGUAUGAAGCUUCAUAUCUGGCUUUCGAAGGAGAAACCCUUUUGGAUGAGGCCAAAGCAUUUACAAGCUCACGGCUUAAGAGUUUUAAGGGCGACACAGACGCAGCCCUAAUGGAACAAAUAAACCAUGCAUUGGAACUUCCUUUGCACCACAGGAUGUUGAGGCUAGAAGCAAGAUGGUACAUUGAAACAUACAGUAAAAAAAAAGACCCAAAUCACUUGCUUCUUGAGCUGGCAAAGUUGGAUUUCAACAUAGUGCAAUCUAGACAACAAAGAGAGCUCCAAGAAAUGUCAAGGUGGUGGGACGACACAGGAUUGGCAAAGAAGUUGAGUUUUGCAAGAAAUAGACUUACGGAGUGCUUCUUUUGGGUGGUUGGUAUGGUUUCGGAGCCUCAACUAGGUGACUGUCGCAAGGGGCUAACAAAGGUGGCAGCACUGAUAACUGUUAUUGAUGACAUCUAUGAUGUCUAUGGAUCUUUGGAUGAACUUCAAUUAUUCACCAAUGCAGUCGAGAGGUGGGAUAUAAACUCCAUCGAAAAGCUGCCUUGCUACAUGAAGUUGAGCUUCCUUCUCUUGUACAACACUAUUAAUGAAAUGGCUUACGAUACCCUUAAAAAACAAGGGGUAAACAUAAUACCCUACUUAACAAAAGCGUGGACCGACAUGUGCAAAGCCUUCAUGGUGGAAGCAAAAUGGCGAUGCAACAGAGAAACUCCAACCUUUGAUGGGUAUCUGGAAAAUGGAUGGAUGUCGGUGUCAGGGACUGUCGGUUUAGUCCAUGCCUACUUUUUAGUGACAAAAAAUAUUACAAAGGAGGCAAUUGACGACUUAGAAAUCUACCACAAUCUUCUGAAAUGCUCGUCCAUGAUUUUUAGGCUUUGCAACGAUUUGGGCACUUCUAAGGAUGAGUUGGAGAGAGGCGAAUCUGCAAAUUCAAUCUCGUGUUACAUGCUAGAACAUGGAGUUUGUGAACAAUUUGCUCGCAAGCACAUAAGGAAUUUAAUCGAUAAAACGUGGAACAAGAUGAACAAAUAUGGAGCAGCCGAUUCUCAUUUCGGAAAACCAUUUAUCCAAAUUGCAAUGGACCUUGCCCGGAUUGCUCAAUGCACAUACCAACAUGGAGAUGGGCACGGAGCUCCAGAUGCCAAGGCAAAGAAACGAGUUUUGUCUGUGCUAAUUGAACCCAUCAAACUCAUAGAGAGACCAAAGCUCCAAAAUAUGGAAAGGCAUAAGCCCUAGAAAAUUUUCUUGAUGAGAAAGUACCUUCUUAAUUAUAUAUGCGUGGGAGGUUGUUUUAUGUGUGGUAAAUUGCUUUUAUGACCACAUAUAUAUAUAUAUAUAUUGUGUACCAUAGUGUUUUUUAUAUAUAGUGUUCCCUUCAGCUAAUUUCUUACUAAGUUCGCUACCAUGCAACGUUUGGGCGUGUCAGCAUUUGGUGGUGUUGUUUUGUAUCCCCAAUAAUCUUUGGG